UGGGCCGCUUCAAUUAGACACUCCUGCAGCGGCUCCCUGGCGUGGACGUUUUUCAAUAUUUCAUCACAGCCUCCUUGGAUUCUCCGCAUGUGGCGUCUCCUUUGCGCAUAGAGCCAACGCUGCUAAAGAGUGUGAGCAUACUGAGCAUUUACCCGGAGAUGAAGAUAAACGCCCGGUGAAUGGGAAACACCAACACGGAGGAGGCAGCGCUACCUUCCCCCCAUAUCGACAGGCACGCUCGCCCUCUCCGUCGGCGAGAUUUGAACACACGAAACCGGAGCCGGUGUCUGCGCUCUGCGGGGCCGGGCGCGCGACGUCUGGGAGGAGUGUAGGGAAGGAUGGACGCGUUUUUCACGGAGGGAGCCCGUGUUUGGGUUCGGGAGAAGGAGCAGCUCGUUCCGGCCUCUGUAAACUCCUGUGGAGAUGGAACCCUCGUGGUCACAACUGACUAUGGCGAGGUGUUGUACCUGCAGCAGGCCGAGGUCACCAGGGAGCGGGUGUACGCUAUGCACCAGUCCAGCAUCGAAGGGGUGGAGGACAUGUCAGCGCUGGCCGAGCUCCACGAGGCCGCCAUCAUGCACAACCUGUACCAGCGCUACCAGAAGGAUAACAUCUAUACGAACAUCGGCAGCAUCCUGGCGGCCGUCAACCCCUACAAGCAGAUUCCGGGUAUGUACGACCCAGAGCGGGUGGACCUUUACUCCAAGCACCAUCUAGGGGAGCUGCCACCGCACAUCUUUGCUGUGGCCAACGAAUGCUACCGCUGCAUCUGGAAACGCCACGACAGCCAGUGCGUCCUCAUCAGUGGUGAAUCGGGUGCAGGGAAGACGGAGAGCACUAAACUGUUGCUUCAGUUCCUGUCAGUGAUGAGCCAGAAAUCAGGAGGGACUCCUCCGUCAGAGAAAACCACACGUGUGGAGCAGGCCAUCGUACAGAGCAGUCCCAUCAUGGAAGCGUUCGGAAACGCAAAGACCGUUUACAACAACAACUCCAGUCGCUUUGGGAAGUUCAUCCAGCUUCACUUCUCUGAGUGUGGCAACAUCCAGGGAGGCUGCGUCAUCGACUAUUUACUGGAAAAGAACCGUGUGGUACGACAGAAUCCUGGAGAGAGAAACUACCACAUUUUCUACGCUCUGUUGGCGGGAGCUAACAAAGAGCAUAAAAGCCUCUACUUCCUGGAAGACCCUGCGGAAUCUUUCCACUACCUCAGCCAAUCAGGAUGUCUGAAGGACAAAAGCCUGAAUGACAAAGAACUGUUUAACAGCGUCAUGGAGGCGCUGAAGGUGUUGGAGUUCACAGAGGAGGAGAUCAGAGACAUGUUCAAGCUGCUGUCAGGAGUCUUACAGCUGGGAAACAUCGAGUUCAUGACUGCAGGAGGAGCUCAGAUCACCACCAAGCAAGUGGUCACUAAUGCCAGUGAGCUGCUGGGCCUGGACGCCUUCCAGCUGUCUGAGGUCCUGACUCAGCGAUCCAUAAUCCUCAGAGGAGAGGAAAUCUGCUCCCCUCUCACUAUAGAGCAGGCUGUGGAUUCCCGGGACUCUGUCGCCAUGGCGCUAUAUUCCCAGUGUUUUUCCUGGAUCAUCCUCAAGAUCAAUCAGAAAAUCAAAGGGAAAGAAAACUUCAAGUCCAUCGGCAUCCUCGACAUCUUCGGCUUCGAGAACUUUGAGGUGAAUCGAUUUGAGCAGUUUAACAUCAACUAUGCCAACGAGAAACUUCAGGAGUACUUUAACAAGCAUAUCUUCUCUCUGGAGCAGCUGGAGUACAACAGGGAGGGUGUUCAGUGGGACGCCAUAGACUGGAUGGACAACGCAGAGUGUCUCGACCUCAUAGAGAAAAAACUGGGUUUGUUGGCUCUGGUGAAUGAAGAGAGUCGAUUCCCCAAAGGAACAGACUUCACUCUGCUGGAGAAGCUGCACAGCCGACACUCUACAAACCCUUACUAUGUGAAGCCCAGACUCGCUGAUCAUCAGUUUGGUAUCAGACACUAUGCGGGGGAGGUCUUGUAUGAUGCUAAAGGAAUCCUGGAGAAGAACAGAGACACCUUCAGAGACGACAUCUUAAACAUGCUGAAGGACAGCAGACUGGACUUCAUCUAUGACUUGUUUGAGAAAGUUGGCAGCAGGAACAACGAGGAGAAGAUGGGAACAGCCAGACGCAAACCUACAGUCAGCUCCCAGUUCAGGGACUCCCUCCAUGCCCUCAUGGCCACUCUGAGUGUGUCCAACCCUUUCUUCAUCCGCUGCAUCAAACCCAACAUGCAGAAGAAUCCAAAUGUGUUCGACCCGGAGGUCGUCCUGAACCAGCUGAGGUAUUCUGGGAUGCUGGAGACUGUGAAGAUCCGUCGUGCCGGGUUCCCCGUCCGCAGAACUUUCAAGGACUUUUUCUCUCGGUAUAAGAUCAUCCUGAAAGAAAAAGUAGCAGCAGCUGGAGACGAUAAAAAAAGGAGCACAGACAUUCUCAUUAAAUAUGACAAGACAAAGAAAGAGUGGCAGUUAGGCAAGACCAAGGUGUUUUUGAAAGAGUCUCUGGAGCAGCGUUUAGAGAAAGACAGGGAUGAAGUCCGACGCCAAGCUGCUAUGAUAAUCCGAGCUCAUCUUCUCACUUUCUCUGCCAAGAAGCACUUCAAGCGUGUGCGUGCCGGUGUCGUCACCCUCCAGAAACACUUCAGAAAGCACAUCCAGCGCAGGCGAUUCGUGAAGCAGCGCAAGGCGGCUCUGGUGCUGCAGAAACACAGACGAGGUCAGGUGGCGCGCACUCGUGUUCGAAAACUCAGAGAGGAGAAGAGGAAGAGCGAGGAAGCGCUGAAGAAGAAGGACGAGGAGGAGGACAAGAAGUCAGUUGGUGAAGGGCAGCAGGAGGAAGAGAGUGAAGGAGCUGACAAGAAAGAUAAAUCCUCAGAGGAGGAGGCCCGGCAGAUGGAGGAGAUCCUGCAGCUGGAGCGGGAGAUUGAACGCUUGCAAAAGAAGAGAGAGGAUGAGGUGUCGCAGCUGUGUGAGUCCUCCAAACAGGAGCUGCAGCUGCGUCGAGACGCUGAGAUCAAACGGAUGAAGAAGGAGGCGUCUCGCAAGGCCACGGAGCUCAUCGACCUCCUGAACUUCGGAGGCGUGGAUCCUUCGCUGGUAGGAGCAGGAGCGAAGCCUGCUGCCGAGGCCAAGACUCCCAGAGGUGCAAGUGCUGCUCGAGGGGCAUCCAAAGAGGAGGAGGUAGACGAGGGCUUCCACGCUGAGGAGGAGUGCAUCCCUCUCCCUGACUUCCCUCCUCCUGCAGAGACAGAUGCUCCUUUGGAUCAGGAAAUAUUUGCCCAACUCCCUCCUCCACCACCUGCCUUCGCUGAGGGGACAGUUCCUCCUGCACCACCUCCUCCACCUCCCCUGCCCACAGAUGAAGUUCCUGCUGCUGGAACUCCUCCCCCUCCGCCUCUCCCAGCACCUGGAGAUGGCUCCGAUGGUCCACCAGCUCCACCACCACCACCAGGACCCCCACCUCCCUUGGGAGAGGGGGAGAAGAAGGAGGCAGCCAAGGUGGAGCCGGAGAGGAAGGUCAGCAUGGUGGAGAGCCUGGACGGCGAGGAGCCCAUCUACAGCAUGCCGGCCGACACAGAGUCAGAUUACGAUCAGGAGGAGGAGGAGGGGUCUGUCACGGCUGGAGACGACAGCUCCGUAUCCGGGAGCAACAGAGGAAGUGCUGCCGUGACGGACGAGGAACACCCGAGGAAGUCGACGUGCACCAACGCCAGCAUCGAGUCCUACAGAGGCAGCUCCGACUCUGUGAGGACACACACUCACACGCAUCCUCACACGCGUGCACGCAGACAUUACGCAGACAGUGAUGAUGAGCAUGAUGGGAUGAUGGACACUGAUGAAGAAGUGACAAACGGCAGAGUGUUGUUGCUUAAUGGAAAUGGUCCUCCAUAUUUCCACGGCUACCUCUACAUGAAGGCUGGCCUGAUGAUCCCGUGGCGGAGGCGUUGGUGUGUGUUGAAGGACGAAACCUUCAUGUGGUUCCGCUCCAAACAAGAGUCUCUGAAGUCCGGCUGGCUCUACAAGAAAGGAGGAGGCCUCUCCACUCUCUCACGGAGAAACUGGAAGAUGCGUUGGUUUGUACUGAGGGACAGUAAACUGAUGUACUACGAGAACGACAGCGAGGAGAAGCUGAAGGGAACCAUCGACAUCCGGGCUGCAAAGGAGAUCAUGGAUAAUCAUGAAAAGGAGAACGCUCUGAACAUCGUGACAGACGAGAGGACCUAUCAGGUGUUUGCUGAGUCACCAGAGGAUGCAAGUGGCUGGUUUAAUGUCCUCAGUAAGGUGCGUGUGUGCACUCCCGAGCAGCUGCUGGAGAUGUCCCACGAACAGGCCAACCCAAAGAACGCUGUGGGAACUCUUGACGUGGGGCUGAUUGACUCAGUUUGUGCAUCAGACAACCCUGAUCGACCCAACUCUUUUGUCAUCAUCACUGCCAAUCGUGUGAUCCACUGCAACAGUGACACACCAGAGGAGAUGCAUCACUGGAUCAGUCUGCUGCAGAAACCAAAAGGAGACGCCAGGAUCGACGGGCAGGAGUUCCUCGUCAGGGGUUGGCUGCAGAAGGAGAUGAAGACGAACGCUAAGAGCACCUCCCUGAAGCUGAAGAAACGCUGGUUUGUUUUGACCCACAACUCGCUGGAUUACUACAAGAGCUCAGAGCGAAACUCCUCCAAGAUGGGAACUCUGGUCCUUAACUCCCUCUGCUCCAUCAUUCAGCCGGAUGAGCGAGUGCACAGGGAGACAGGUUACUGGAACAUCAUAGUGUACGGGAGGAAACAUUCUUACCGCCUCUACACCAAGAUGCUGAAUGAGGCCAUGAGGUGGACGGCUGCUAUACAGGGAGUCGUCGACAGUAAGACGCCCAUAGAGACUCCAACACUGCAGCUCAUCAGAGACAUCAAGGAGAACAGUGUGAACCCAGACAUCGUGGAGCAGAUGUACAGGAGAAACCCCAUCCUCAGAUACACCCAGCAUCCUCUGCACUCCCCUCUACUGCCGCUGCCGUACGGAGAGGUCACCAGCUUGCACAGGCAGCAGGGUUACGCCAGCCUGCAGGACGAGGCGGUGCGAGUGUUCAACUCGCUACAGGAGAUGGAGACUCUGGCAGACACGGUGCCCAUCAUCCAGGGCAUCCUGCAGACCUGCCAGGACCUGCGGCCUCUCAGGGAUGAGGUCUAUUGUCAGGUGAUCAAGCAGACCAAUCACGUGCCUCAGCCUAACAGCCCAGCCAAUCGCGCACACUGGCACCUUCUCACCUGCAUGAGCUGCACCUUCCUACCCAGUCGAGCCAUCCUCAGAUACCUCCGGUUCCACCUCAAGAGGGUACGCGAGCGCUUUUCCGGCACAGAGAUCGAGCGCUAUGCCACUUUCAUCGGGGAAUCCUUAAAGAAGACCAAGACUCGUGAGUUUGUUCCCUCCCAGGAGGAGAUCGCCGCCCUGCUGGUGAGACAGGAGAUGAGCACCACGGUCUACUGCCACGGAGGAGGCUCCUGCAAGAUCUCCAUCAAUUCACACACCACAGCUGGAGAGGUUGUGGAGAAGCUGAUCAGAGGUUUGGCCAUGGAGGAGAGCAAGAACCUGUUUUCUCUGUUUGAACACAACGCCGUCACAGACCGAGCUCUGGAGAGCAGAGUGAUCGUGGCAGACGUCCUGGCAAAGUUUGAAAGGUUGGCAGGAAGUGAAGAAGAGGAGGAGGAAGGAGAAUGGAAACUCUACUUCAAACUCUACUGCUUCUUGGAUGUGGAGAGCAUGCCCAAAGAAGGAGUGGAGUUUGCCUUCAUGUUCGAACAGGCUCACGAGUCUCUGAUAAGUGGUCACUUCCCGGCAUCGGAGGAGACUUUGCAGCACCUGGCGGCUCUACGUCUCCAGUAUCUCCACGUUGAUGGGGCAGGUCGGGCCGGUUGGAGUCUGGGGACUGUCUAUCCGAUUGGACGUCUCCGCAAUCGCAUCCUCCACUCCACCAAGCCUGGCGUGGGGGCCGCAGGCGGAGCUGGAGCAGGCGUAGGAGGAGGAGCAGGAGACGGGAAGGGCCUGGUCGGAGGACCGGGAGUUGUCGGCCCCGGGAUUGAGAAACGAAAGACCCCGAGCUUCCUGGACGGGACCCUGAGGAGGAGCUUCAAGACUGGGUCACUGAAGAAGCAGAAGGUGGAGGAGGAGCAGAUGUUGGAGAUGUGGGUGAAGGAGGAGACAUCGGCCACACGGACCAGUGUCCUGGAGAAGUGGACCCGCCUGCAGGGAAUGCCACAGCACCAGGCCAUGCUGAAAUACAUGAGCAUCAUUAAGGAGUGGCCCGGAUACGGAUCGACUCUGUUCGACGUGGAGUGUAAAGAGGGCGGCUUCCCUCAUGAUCUGUGGUUGAGUGUGAGCGCUGACAACGUGUCUGUUUAUAAACGAGGUGAACCCAAACCUCUGGAGACCUUCCAGUACGAACACAUCACCUUCUUCGGAGCUUCGCAGCCCUGCACCUACAAGAUCAUUGUGGAUGAGAGGGAGAUGUUCUUUGAGACUCCACUGGUUGGAGAGAUCACCAAGAUCAUGAGAGCCUACAUCAACAUGAUGGUGAAGAAACGUUGCAGCAUCAUGUCGGUGACCAGCGUCGCCAGUUCCUGGGUCAGGUGAUCGCCACCAACCAGCCCGAGCCCUCGAUUUGUCCAGCAGCGAUCAGAUGCCUCUUGCGUCGGUUGGUUGGUUUUGGAUGGAGGUGGUCGCACCAACCAGUGCAUCCUCAUGGUUGAGUCAGGAGUGAUGUGGAUGAGUGUCAGAAGCAUAACGGGGGUAGAAGUGGACACGGAGGCCAAACGCACACUCUCUCCUGGCCUGGGUUUCACUUGGGAUAAGGGAUUCGUUGGAUAAUUGAGCAUGACAAAGACUUUCAAAUUACAUAACUCCCUCCCUCCAGUUGUAGUCCUGCAUGUAGGUGUUCAAGCACACUCCAAACUUCUCUCUGCUUUUUAUUUCCGGACAAACGAACCUCAGAAAUUUACAAGCACAACUCAGCCGCCUCAGUCUGUCCGCCCAGUGCACUGCCAGAUAGAAGAAAAGCCACACCUCCUCAGUUCAGUUUCUUUCCCACUCCUCCUCCCACGUCCAGAGUCUCUCUCUCUUUCUCUUCACGUGUCCUCACUUCCUGUUGCAUCCUUAUUUGCUGUCAGUAUUUCGUAACAAGGCUGAAUUCUUGUUCUUGCUUGCUUUCUCUCCGUUCUCGUCUUUUUUAACCGUGACAUCGUCUUGCUUCCACCACUUUGUGACUGAGAAAAAGGACUCCAUGAUGACGAUUCUUCUUCAGGGCUUCUCGUCGGUGCCACCGUGUGGCAACAGGAGGAAAACACGGCCAAAGGAUGUGGCUUUAAAUAUUAAUGAACACUAUCAAAUAGAUAUAAGUGAGAAGAGAGAGGGCAGGUUUUGCUUUGGAGGCUCUGUGGUCAGGUGACGCAAAGAGUCUGUGCAUGGUUAGAGCCUCGCGUGGCUCUAUAGAGACAAUAUCAAGCAGAAUAUUAUAAGACAAAACGUUUCCCUAUCUAUGUCUACAUAUAAUACACACAGCAUAAAUCUACUGUAUAUUCACAUACAUGUAAACAUGAACUGAUGUAUCGUUUUGUACUGUAUAUCACACAAUAUAAGAGUUACUAUUGAAUUUCCAGUGGCCACUGCACUGUACAGUAUAUAAUGAUGCCACACUAAAUGCAAUGUGACACCUCUCGUGUAAAAUGAAGUGAAUGAUGUGACCGCUGUGUGUGCGAAUCUGAUGCCAAUACAUCAUUCACUGGCUGUGCCAUUAAUGUGACUCACUCACGGAGAUGUAGGAGUUCUCAAAACCACAGGCUAUAGACAUUUAACUGUGUUUUAGUGGAUUUAUCAUCAGUGUUAUCUGUGGGAGUCGCUCAAAAGCAUCAAACGGACACUUUAAAUAUUGUAACUCUGCGUCCGCUCAUUCUGUUCUCAUGAGACUUAAAAACUUAAAGUGCAUAAAAGCUCCAGAUUGUCUCCAUUUUCAACAAUGUGACUUUUACUACUGGUACUACUCUUAUUACUGUACGCCCCCCUGCUAUCUUAACCACCCUGAAGUGCUGUGUGUGUGUGUGUGAGAAUGAGUGAGUGUAUUAAUGGUUUUAUCCAAACAGUUGGAAAAGAAAAGGGAAAUGGUAUGAUAUGAGAAAAGAGAAAUAAUAUUAAUGAGUGUAUUCCUUGGAAAUAAGACGUAUUUAAUUGACUAACCUUGGCAAAGAAUGGUGUUGUGCUUGUGAUUUAAGGGGAAAGCAUGGGUAUACAAGGGAGGGUUUAGGGUUUAUUUAUUUCUUAUUGUACCGUGUGUAUUGCAGUGGGUGUGUUUGGGAGAAUAACGUGUUGACAAUGUACUGGAAUUAUUUUUUAUUUCUGUCUCAGUGGAAACAAGGGAACAGAUAAAGACACUGUGAGGAAACGGGUUCAGAAAUGGUUUCAUUGUGCACUGGGAAUGCUGAGAGUCAUCACUGUUCUGUGUGUAUGUGUGUGCUUUUUUUCCAUGAUGAAAGUGAAGUCGCUGCUCCGUCAGCAUCACCUGACAAUGUGGCACUGCAGGUAUACAGCAGCAUCCCUCGUGUGGGACAAUAAUGUGUUUCAUCAACCAUCAAUCCAGGAAAGAAUAAGUAACACAGAAACAUAACACAAUCCAUUAAACUGUGAAAUUAGGUUGAGGUAGAGGUUAUGUUUUCAGAACUAACAAGGAUAUAAAUCUUUCUGAAGUUGAAAUUGUCUGUUGUGUAUCUGCAGUGCAAUCCAGGGCUUUAGAAAUACUGAGGUCAUGACUCUGAGAAUCUCUUUUCAUUUUCCACAGGAGAAAUGAAAUAAAGCAAUUCAAAAUGAGGUGGGUGGAAAGAAAGACAGAAAGAAAGACAGAAAGAAGGUAGUAAGAAUGAAAGAAAGAAUCCCCCAAAGUUUUAAUUGUACAUUUUAAACAUCCUUUGAAAUCUUAAACUUACCUUUUGUAUUUUUAAUAGAAAAAAAUCCAUGACCUCAGUGUUUUUAAUAGUUCCCUUGGCCCUGACUACACACACACACACACACACACACAAAUACACACACACGCACAACCCACUGGGAACCUGCCUAUAGAGUUAGAAUAAACAGAACUGGCUCUGAGGUUCCAGUUUGAACUUUUGGUGGUUUUAGUUUCGACUAAAAUCAGUGCCAAACC
Paralichthys olivaceus (Japanese flounder) is the source of this 9195-nucleotide messenger RNA. It is a transcript of the gene myo10l1, whose product is annotated as myosin X, like 1. Gene Ontology annotation, biological process: signal transduction; axon extension. The record is from RefSeq and is a predicted model, not a curated record. Lineage: Eukaryota; Metazoa; Chordata; Actinopteri; Pleuronectiformes; Paralichthyidae. Gene Ontology annotation, cellular component: axonal growth cone; myosin complex; cytoskeleton. Gene Ontology annotation, molecular function: ATP binding; cytoskeletal motor activity; protein binding.